Sorghum bicolor (sorghum) is the source of this 1011-nucleotide messenger RNA. RefSeq lists its product as uncharacterized. Bases 360 to 731 code for a protein of 123 amino acids. The record is from RefSeq and is a predicted model, not a curated record. The transcript has a single exon. Lineage: Eukaryota; Viridiplantae; Streptophyta; Magnoliopsida; Poales; Poaceae.
CGGCCACAUGUACCAGCCCCACCGGCAGGGCAUUAUGGUAAAACCUAAGAGGAAAAAAGGCGGGCCCCGCACUUGCCCGGACGCUGAAAGAGAAAAAAAAAAACAUCCCCAGAACACAACCCUUGGCCGUAGGCGGCGGCAGGGCGAAUCUCCGCAGUCUGGGAUAACCCCAGGCUUGCCACACUCCCUUUCCCCCACUCGCCGUCUCCUCUCCUUCGCUUCCCAUCCAUUUCAUCCCCCACCCAGCGAAUCCAACCCCACCCCUCUCUCACUCACUCACUCUCUCUCUCCUGUUACGGCGAGAGCCAAACCCCUAGCUACCUCGCUCCAGAAGGUCUCCUUCCCCGGCUAGAUCUCCCAUGUCCGGCCGCGCUGCCGAUCCGGCCAUGGCGGCCGCCAAGGGGAAUCUCGGUGAGCUCGUUUGGGAGCACCGUGUGCAGGCGGCCGUCGCCGUGGCGUUCGUGGCCGCGGCCGCCGUCUCGCUCUCCGCGGUCGGGCCCAGCCUCAGCGCCGUGGUGUCAUUCUUCUGGCCGCUGCUCCUCUCCACGGCCUUCUUCCUGGUGGCCGUCUCCGUGCUGCUCUGGAUCUCGCCGCCACCCGCGGGCGACGCCGACGAGUCCGGCAAGGAGCUCAUCGACUUCGUCGCUGGGUGCCGCCCGGACCACCUCGCCCCCCCGGAUGCCGUGGCCGUGCCCGCCGUGGAGGCUCCUCCGCCGGAGCCGGAGAUCUAACGGGCUGCAGCGCCGGAGGAGGAGGCGGAGAGGAGGCUGACAGCAGCCGAGCUGUGGCAUGGCGUGCGUGCUCCGUCGCCACCGGGGUGACGACUUGCUUCCAGUGGCACGGGUGGGGGAAACCAUUGUGGGCCCACCUGUGGGUGUCACGCCGGCGCGGCGCGCGGCCGUGGCUCGGUAGCCUAGGACUCCUCCAUGUCGUCUCCCUCUGCUCCGGUGUAACAUACAGUACCGUGGAUCUUAAUAAUGAAUCAUGGCAAAAAAAAAAAAAAAAAAAAAC